Cervus elaphus (red deer) is the source of this 1178-nucleotide messenger RNA. Its product is annotated as ubiquitin carboxyl-terminal hydrolase 17-like protein 6. Gene Ontology annotation, cellular component: nucleus; cytosol. The transcript has a single exon. Gene Ontology annotation, biological process: regulation of apoptotic process; protein deubiquitination. Gene Ontology annotation, molecular function: cysteine-type deubiquitinase activity; cysteine-type endopeptidase activity. NCBI's taxonomy places the organism in Eukaryota, Metazoa, Chordata, Mammalia, Artiodactyla, Cervidae. The record is from RefSeq and is a predicted model, not a curated record. The annotation marks the transcript as partial.
CGUCGUGCAGCUGCAGGUAGGAGAUGCAAAGACUCUUGGGCCUUGAUUGCAGAGACCCGGGGGCUGCUUCGGCGCACGGGGGUGGUGCGUGUCCGUCUCCCUUCAACGUCUUCCCCGGAGGGCAAGGUUGUCGGCCCAGCGCCGCUGGUGCGGAUGCCCUUCGGGGACCCUGUGUCCCUGAGGGGCCGUCGCUGGCGGUUGGGCGGCCCCAGCGGGGUGACUUGGCUCCUGGGUCAGCAGGGCUGGCGCCUGGCCACCAAGUCGCCCUGAGUUGGAGGGGGCCGUGGGGGGUCGGGGCUGGGCUUCAGAAUCUGGGGAACACCUGCUACGUGAAUGCAGCGCUGCAGUGUCUGAGCCACACGCCGCCCCUGGCCAGCUGGAUGGUGUCCCAGCAGCACGCCACCCUCUGUCCGGCCCGCACCUCCUGCACGCUCUGUGCCAUGCGAGCUCACGUGACCCGAGCCCUCCUUCACCCGGGAGAGGUGAUCCUGCCCCACAAGGACCUGCUGGCGGGCUUCCACACACACCGGCAGGAAGAUGCCCACGAGUUUCUGAUGUUCACUCUGAAUGCCAUGCAGCAAGGGUGCUUGAGUGCAUCCCAGCCGUCGGGCCAUCCCUCCGAGGACACCACCCUCAUCCGGCAGAUCUUCGGCGGGACGUGGAGGUCUCAGAUCCAGUGUCUCCACUGCCUCGGUGUCUCGGACACGUUCGACCCUUAUCUGGACAUCAGCCUGGAUAUCACGGCGGCUCAGAGUGUGGAGCAAGCUCUGAGAGAGCUGGUGAAGCCCGAGAAGCUGGACGCUGAAAACGCCUAUGACUGUGGCCUUUGUCUCCGGAAGGUGCCUGCCACCAAGAGGUUGACUUUGCACAGCACGUCCCAGGUCCUGGUGCUGGUGCUGAAGCGGUUGACACAGGUGAGCGGGGCCAAAAGGGCUCAGGAAGUGCGCUAUCCCCAGUGCCUCGACCUGCAGCCCUACACGUCUGAGCGGAAGGCAGGGCCACUGGCCUACGUGCUCUAUGCCGUGCUGGUGCACUCCGGGUGGAGCUGUGAGCGAGGACACUACUUUUCCUACGUGCGAGCGGGCAACGGCCAGUGGUAUAAGAUGGACGAUGCCAAGGUGAGCGCCUGUGACGCGAGUGCUGCCCUGAGCCAGAGCGCCUACGUGCUCUUCUACUCC